Molecule: messenger RNA, 1800 nt
Organism: Cucurbita pepo subsp. pepo (vegetable marrow)
Lineage: Eukaryota; Viridiplantae; Streptophyta; Magnoliopsida; Cucurbitales; Cucurbitaceae
Source: RefSeq, a predicted model, not a curated record
AGUGCAUGUGGAUCUCCUACCUCAAUAGCGCGAAGCCUGAAAAAAAGAAGUGGGAGAAUGAUCGAAACUGCUCUGGCCGUUCGAUUCUCCGGCUGCGCAAACUUCUGCUACUCCUCCGCUUUGUCGAAUCACCGUCCAGCUUGGACUUCGGAGGAUGUAACUUGUAUAGGCCAUGCUAACAGCUCUUGCCGGCUUUUUCAAUCUUGCGCUUCGGACGUGCAGUGGAAAAGAUGCCAAAGACUCAAUAGUAGGUCCCUCUUGGGAAAGAACAAUCUCAAAAAGAAUGGAAUUCAAGCAUCAGCAGAGCAUUUGGGCUCUGCAUCAGAUCCAAUUAAACAAAAUAGGAGAUUACAGUAUCAUCCAUCUGAGGAGUUUGUUAAAUCAAUAACAGAGAUUGCUGAGGAUGUUAGACCUACCUCUGCAGAAAUUACGAGAACAAUCAUCGAGGUAAAUAGCAAAGCAACAUUAAUGUUUGCGGGUUUGAUUAACGAUGAAGUUCAGGAAAAUAUUAUCUGGCCAGACCUACCCUAUGUAACUGACGAACAUGGAAAUAUCUAUUUUCAAGUGAAGAGCACUGAAGAGACCUUGCAAAACCUAAAUUCAGAAAAUAACUUUGUGCAAGUUCUUAUUGGCCUUGAUUCCAUGAAAAUGAUCGAUGAGCUGGAGUUGUUUGGUCCAUCAGAAGUUGAAUUUGGAUUUGAAGAGCUUGAUGAUGAAGUUACAAAUGGUGGUGAUGAUGAAGAUGAAGAUGAUGACAGCGAGGAUGAUGAUGAUGAUGCAGAUGAUGAAUAUGAUAGGGACUGGGUUUCUGUCAUAGAUGAUGAAGAUGAUCAAAAUUACUCUGAUGAGACCCUAGGAGACUGGGCAAAACUGGAGACAAUGCGUUCUUCACAUCCAAUGCAUUUUGCUAACAAGCUUUCAGAGUCUGCAUCGGAUGAUCCUAUCGAUUGUAUGGAAGAGCCCCCAGCAACUUUACUGAUCCAAGGUUUCCUAAGACCUGCAUUCAGUGAAGAGCAUACUGUUAUUCAGAGACAUCUAUCCAGCCGUCAUUCAAGUAAUGGUGAUAUACACGAGGCUCAGAAACUUGAAGAUAAUCUUGAGAAUCGUGGUAGGAUCAAUCAUCAGGGUCAUGAAUCAAGCUCAUCUAAAGAUGGUUUAAACAUGGUAGAUGGAUUGGCUGAAAAUAUUCCAGUGAACGAUGCUUCAUUUUACCGGUUGGAGAUGAUAAAGGUUCAGCUAUGUACAGGACAUGCACAUCCAAGCAACGUUGAAAUAGAGGAUCUCAUGAAAGCUCAACCUGAUGCAAUCGGGCACUCGGCCGAAAAAAUUAUUUCUCGUUUGAGAGCAGGUGGAGAAAAGACCACACAAGCGCUCAAGUCUCUGUGUUGGAGAUGCAAGGGCAUUCAGGUUGAGGAGGCAGUAAUCAAUGGUAUAGAUUCACUUGGAUUUGAUGUGAGGGUUUGCUCCGGAACUCAGGUCCAAACGUUGCGGUUUGCAUUUGAUACACGAGCUACCUCAGAGUUCAGUGCGGAAAAACAGCUGGACGACUUGCUUUUCCCGAGAAUUCAUUCCAAACCUCCAAAAAUGAAACAAACGCAUCAAAAUGAAUGCUGAACAUUGUAAGCCUUCUCGACCACAUUGCACUCUAAUUAUGGGUGUGUUUGUCUUUCUCAGGUUCCAAUCUUUAAUGUUUCAGAGCAGAAUGGAAAUAGGUAAAUUUAUUUCAAAUUGUCGAUUCAUUUGAUUACGUAUCGAUGAUUGCAUUCUUCGAUUAUUGUCAACUGGCCUUUUCCACCAACA